AUGGAGAGUAAAGAAGAAGAUGUCAAGGUUGGAGCAAACAAGUUCUCUGAGAGGCAGCCGAUAGGUACAGCAGCACAGGGUGACAAGGACUACAAGGAACCACCACCAGCUCCUUUGUUUGAGCCUGGUGAGCUCAAGUCAUGGUCCUUCUACAGAGCUGGGAUUGCUGAGUUCGUGGCCACCUUCUUGUUCCUCUACAUAACCAUCUUAACUGUCAUGGGUGUCAACAGGUCCUCCUCCAAGUGCUCCUCUGUUGGCAUUCAAGGCAUUGCUUGGUCCUUUGGUGGCAUGAUCUUUGCCCUUGUCUACUGCACUGCUGGAAUCUCAGGGGGACACAUCAACCCAGCUGUGACCUUUGGUCUGUUUUUGGCAAGGAAGCUGUCCCUCACAAGGGCACUGUUCUACAUUAUCAUGCAGUGUCUUGGAGCCAUCUGUGGGGCUGGUGUGGUGAAGGGUUUUGAGGGUAAUGCUAGGUAUGAGCUGUUCAAAGGUGGAGCAAAUUUUGUGAACUCUGGAUACACCAAGGGUGAUGGACUUGGAGCUGAGAUUGUUGGCACUUUCAUUCUUGUCUACACCGUCUUCUCAGCCACUGAUGCCAAGAGAAACGCCAGAGACUCUCACGUUCCUAUUUUGGCUCCUCUUCCCAUUGGAUUUGCUGUAUUCUUGGUCCACUUGGCCACCAUUCCCAUUACAGGAACUGGCAUCAACCCUGCAAGGAGUCUCGGAGCUGCCAUAAUCUACAACAGGGACCAUGCAUGGGAUGACCAAUGGAUUUUCUGGGUUGGACCUUUCAUUGGAGCUGCUCUUGCUGCCGUGUAUCACCAGAUAGUUAUUCGAGCCAUUCCUUUCAAGGCAAGGGCUUAG
Messenger RNA from Sphenostylis stenocarpa, 864 nucleotides. NCBI's taxonomy places the organism in Eukaryota, Viridiplantae, Streptophyta, Magnoliopsida, Fabales, Fabaceae. The record is from the annotation of a GenBank genome assembly.